UCAGAAAGCCACAGCCUGCCAGCACCAGUCCUGCUUUCAGCCCAGCAUGACAUCCCCUCUACCCAUCCGGACCUGGCCCUUCAUCCUGAUUCUGCUGGCUGUCCUGGCCCCAGGGGCUGCAGACUUCAACAUCUCAAGUGUCUCUGGUCUGCUGUCCCCAGCGCUAACAGAGAGCUUGCUAGUUGCCUUGCCCCCUUGUCACCUCACAGGAGGGAAUGCCACACUGAUGGUCCGGAGAGCCAAUGACAGCAAAGUGGUAAAGUCCAGCUUUGUGGUGCCUCCAUGCCGUGGGCGCAGGGAGCUGGUGAGUGUGGUGGACAGUGGGGCUGGCUUCACAGUCACUCGGCUCAGUGCAUACCACGUGACAAACCUUGUGCCAGGAACCAAAUACUACAUUUCCUACCUAGUGACGAAGGGGUCAACCACUGAGUCCAGUAGAGAGAUGGCCAUGUCCACGCUUCCUCGAAGGAAUGUGGAGUCCAUUGGGCUGGGAAUGGCCCGGACAGGGGGCAUGGUAGUCAUCACAGUGCUGCUCUCCGUCGCCAUGUUCCUGCUGAUUCUGGGCUUCAUCAUCACCCUGGCACUGGGCACCCGCAAGUGAGGAGGCUGCUCUGAGCAGCGGGCUCCUCCGGGGACUCCAGGGCACUCUCUGUUCCCCCUUCCUGCCUCCUCCCUGGUCUGUCACCAGCCUUUGGCUCUCCCAGUGCCUUCACUUGCCUCUCCCUGCCCCCCUCCCGUUCCUCCCCCUGUUCAUCUCCUUGCUCCCCAAUGCCUCCCCUUCCAGCACUCCCUGUCAUUCCCCUCACCCCUCUCCUGUCAGAGCUGACUUUCCUCCCAUUUCACCACUUU
This is a messenger RNA of Galeopterus variegatus (Sunda flying lemur), 849 nucleotides long. RefSeq names its product uroplakin 2 (gene UPK2). NCBI's taxonomy places the organism in Eukaryota, Metazoa, Chordata, Mammalia, Dermoptera, Cynocephalidae. Gene Ontology annotation, biological process: epithelial cell differentiation. Gene Ontology annotation, cellular component: apical plasma membrane. The record is from RefSeq and is a predicted model, not a curated record. The coding region runs from base 47 to 601 and encodes 184 amino acids. The transcript has 5 exons.